AUGCAAAAGGAUUGGGAAAGAUUCAAGCCAGAGCAGGGUCUGGGCUACAGAGCUACUAAUCCUCAGUACGACGUUUACAAAUUCACUGUAAAUAAUCCAUAUUUAUUAAACCCUGGAUUAAUUGACGGUAAAACCCACGAUACCCUGGCUGAUUCUAUUCUUGCUUUGGAAGCCAAGGCACAACUACAAACCCAAGAUUCGGAUGCCUGGAAGAUGCUAGGUAUCAGACAGCAAGAGAACGAAAGAGAUGCAGCUGCUAUUGCGGCCCUGCGUCAAGCCGUCAAGUUGAAUCCUUCUCUUAUCGACGCUUGGUUGGCAUUAGCUGUUAGUUAUACCAAUGAAAACUGUAGAGCAGACGCCUAUGACGCACUAGAACAGUGGAUGCUUAAUCAUGAUCAAUACCAACAUCUUGCCAAAAGUCAUGGAAAAGGAAAGAUGACAGCAGAAGGUCGUCAUGAAUACAUCACAAGCAUGUUCUUGGAAGCAGCAAGAAGCUCGCCAGGUGCUGAAAUGGACGCCGAUGUUCAAGUGGGCCUCGGUGUCUUGUUUAAUGUAUCUGAGGAAUACGAAAAGGCCAUUGACUGUUUCAGAGCUGCACUCCAUAGUCGACCACAGGAUUAUAAGCUUUGGAACAAACUGGGUGCUACCUUGGCCAAUUCAAGAAAUCCCACAGGUGCUAUUGAGGCUUAUUUCACUGCUCUUGAAAUUAAUCCCAAUUAUGUACGUGCAAGAUAUAACUUGGCUAUUAGCUGCAUGAACCUUGGGCAACAUAGAGAAGCGGCAGAACACCUGUUGACAGCCUUAGCAUUGCAGCAAUCCAAUGACAAUGCUACAGGCGGCGGCGCUGUCAUGAUAGAUGACCAUGGUAAUACUGUCAAUGUUCCUGGUGGAAUGAGUGAGAAUGUAUGGAGUAGCCUUCGUAUGCUCAUGUUGACUAUGAACAGAGACGAUAUGGUCAAGCACUGUGAUAACCACAACCUCGAUGCAUUUCGCGCAGAAUUCGACUUUUGA
Molecule: messenger RNA, 1011 nt
Organism: Rhizopus microsporus ATCC 52813
Lineage: Eukaryota; Fungi; Mucoromycota; Mucoromycetes; Mucorales; Rhizopodaceae
Product: TPR-like protein
Exons: 2
Coding region: 1-1011 (336 amino acids)
Biological process (GO): protein import into peroxisome matrix, docking
Cellular component (GO): cytosol; peroxisomal membrane
Molecular function (GO): protein binding
Source: RefSeq, a predicted model, not a curated record